Fusarium sp. VM40 is the source of this 2019-nucleotide messenger RNA. The record is from the annotation of a GenBank genome assembly. NCBI's taxonomy places the organism in Eukaryota, Fungi, Ascomycota, Sordariomycetes, Hypocreales, Nectriaceae.
AUGCUGAUGAGAAAAAAGUCUCUGUUCCUGAGAGGUGGGUUUUGUCUGUCAUGUUCAACUGCAUCCUGGCUCACGGCAUAUAUCAGCUAUCUCCGGGCUUUAGAACGGCGGCAAGAUGGACUUCCGUCUCCUGGAUCACUUCGGGAUGGUAUCAGAGCUCGUCCUAGACACUCUUCUGUAUCUGACUUCAGUAUCUCGGCGGGUAUUCAUCAUGAUACAUCAGUGGUGGAGGCUGAUGGAGAUCUCAUUCUCGGAACACCUGAGGAGCAGGACGAGGGCGAGGAAAGAAUUGAAUCAAGGCCCUUGUCGAACGAUGUGCUUGAACCGGCCUUUCGACAGAACCCUCUCGUUGACAAUGACUUUGUCUUUGGACAAGCCUUAGGACGAUAUUGGUACAUGGGCCCCGCAUCAUCAUGGGCAUUCUGUAGAAGAGUCCUAGCCCUUGUAGGCAAACACCUCCCGGAAGCAAACAACGAGCCUCCACCAUGGCACCUCGACGGAGUCGCGUUCCGACUACAGUGGAGACCCCUUAUGCCUGAUGAACAACCAGAUGUCUCGAAUUUGCCCCCAUCAGACUAUGCAUUCUUUCUCGUCCAGACUGCAAGAUUCUAUCUAGGCCCAUUGGCUAAUCUUAUUGAUGAGGCUGAGUUUCUCCAACACUUCAAGGAGCUAUAUCAAGAUGCUCCAGCUAAAGCAGCGUCGUGUAAACUCUGGUACGCACAGUAUCUGCUCAUGAUAGCUUUUGGAAAAGCAUUCCUAGGUGGGAAAAGUGUUGAUGGGAGGCCCCCUGGGUAUCAGUAUGCUGCAAGGGCUAUGCCUUUGAUGCCAGAGCUGGCGGGUAUCGCUCUGGAUCCAGUUCUGUCUGCUCAGGCGCUUACACUUGCGGCUUUGUAUUUUCAGUCAAUUGACAUGAGAGUAGCGGCCUAUCAGCAUAUCGGACAAGCACUCCGCAUCUGCGUACUCUCCGGCUUCCACAGACACAUGCCCGAGGAGGCCGUGGGAGCGCAACACUCCAAGAGGUGUCAUGUAAUAUUCUGGGUUGUUUACAUGCUAGAUCAGGAAUUUGCAGCUCUCAUCGGCGCAACGAGUUCCAUACGUGAUGAAGAUAUCACGAACAAACUGCCUUCGCAGGCAGAUGAAUCUUUGAGCUCACUUAGUUUGACCCUUCAUGUUCAGCUUGCUCGACUCAUAGCACGACUUCUUGGGACGGUCUACGGGGUUGGAAAAGACUAUGACGGGACUCUCUUCAGCAAUACUCAGUCUAUCCUGAGGAACCUGGCCGAGUUAAGUCGCGACCUCAACAACAUCAUCAACAACCAUUUUCGCGAUUCAAUCAGCAAAGCAUCUCGGAUUGCUACCAGGCUACUUCUGCAAUACCACCAUUGCGUUGUUCUCACAACGAGACCGCAAAUCAUGUGUGCUCUACAUAUGCAUAUCGAACAGUCAAAAACACAGAUGACACAUGGCCUAUCACUUUCACCUCCUGUCGCAUCACUCAUACAGUCGUGUGUCAGCUCGGCGCAAGCUAUCUUGAAAACCCUUCGUGCUUUGGCUGACGAGGACCUCAUCGAGGCAUUUUUACCCUUCCAAAUCGAAUACGCCUCAUCAUCUGCCUUCCUCCUCCAUCUGAUCCCCAUUAUUUGUCCAUCUCUGCUCUCAGACGACUCAUGGCGAGAUGAUGCUCGCUACGUCUUCGACACGCUUAUAGCAAAGGGUAGUCUCAUCGCCCCUCUCCGAAAGGUUGAGCUUGAGCAACUGGAACAAAAGUUGUCUGCUUUGACGCCGACAAGCAAUGUUGCUACGCCGCAGCUUCCCACCGAAACAAAUGAGGAGAUAGACGAGCAUGAAGAAACUCAAGAACAUGAAGCCGAAGAGGAGGAUAUCCAGACACAUCUGCAAGAUGAAACUGGUUGGGAUCUCUUUGCGGCCAACGCCAUGGCUGGUUUAACCCCGGGUGAGCUAUUAGAUUUGGCAGAGCAGCUGGAUGUGGACAGCUUCUUGUGCCAUCCUGAAAUGUAG